Molecule: messenger RNA, 1145 nt
Organism: Actinia tenebrosa (Australian red waratah sea anemone)
Lineage: Eukaryota; Metazoa; Cnidaria; Anthozoa; Actiniaria; Actiniidae
Product: probable sugar phosphate/phosphate translocator At1g12500
Source: RefSeq, a predicted model, not a curated record
GUAGCAUAUAAUAUGCGCGAGUACUUCGUUUUUCAUCUCCUUUCCAUAUGCCUUAUUCACGUCUAAUAUCAAGUUCCUUGUUCGCUAUUUGACUUCGUAAAGUUAACACGGUGAGGCAGCAUGGUACGUAUUAUCGGUAUUAUGUCUCCCAAGGGCAAAACAUCUUUGGAUUUCAGAGGAGCAUUCAUUACGACUGCUGUAGUUCUUGGUUGGUUUUGUUCAAACACUCUAGUUAGUGUGGUAAACAAGAGCUUAUUCCAGUUAGAGGGUUUACGAUUCCCGAUCCUGCUGACUUCUCUUCAUAUGUUAUCGUCGUUUGUUUUUGGACAUAUGUUGUUAAGUCCUGCGAACCGACAAAACGCUCUAUUUAACAUUCCUCGCAGAAUAUGGAUUAAAAUUCUGGCCCUCAGUGCCGUCUUCUCGCUAAGUAUCGCUUUAGGAAACGUCGCUCUUCAAUAUCUUGGUUUGCCUUUAAUCCAGAUGAUCAGUUCACUCACCCCUGUAGCAACUUUUUUUAUCGAGAUGAUACUAAUGCCAGACAAAUUCAGAUCCAAGUACACAUCACUUUCAUGGUAUUCCAUGGCAGGUUUACUUGGAGGGGCUGUCCUCAGCACCAUUGGCGACCUUGAUUUUGUACUUUUUGGUUUCAUCUGUGCGGUAAUGUCAACCCUGUUACGCGGUUUGAAAAGCUUACUGCAAGAAUACCUGUUAAAGGGAGAAUGUGUAGAAACAACUAUUUAUUUAUUGUACCUAAUGUCUUUUCCCAGCUUUUUGAUUCUGUUUGUUCUUGGUUUUUUUCUGGAGUAUCACAUCAUGUUAGAACUAUGGCAGUUACAUGUUCCUCAUCCCAAGGUUAUCAGUCUUGUUAUUCUUAGCUGUUUAUCAGCUUUUAGCUAUAACAUCUUUGGUUUUCUGGUUAGCAUACAAGCUUCAGCUGUUACCAUACACAUACUAGGUAAUAUAAAAAUUGUGCUUUGUAUUGCUGCAUCUCUUAUUGUUUUUGGUAACAAUGUAACUGUCUUGAGCUGGUUGGGAGUCAUGAUGACUCUUCUUGGAGGAGCUAGUUUCUGGUAUGGAAAAAAGAAGUAACUGGUAGAGAUCAUUUAAAGUGUUGUACCCAGACCCAUGGGACAGGAUGGGGGGGG